Molecule: messenger RNA, 570 nt
Organism: Sphenostylis stenocarpa
Lineage: Eukaryota; Viridiplantae; Streptophyta; Magnoliopsida; Fabales; Fabaceae
Source: the annotation of a GenBank genome assembly
AUGGCAGCUCUGGGUUCGGAGCACUCUGUCGCUAUUAGUGAUGGUGGAGAGGCCUUUAGUUGGGGACUGGGAGUGUCUGGUAGACUUGGUCAUGGCCAUGAGUCAAGCAUCCUAGGAUUCUUCAAGUGUUGCAGUGAGUAUACCCCAAGGCUUAUAAAGGAUCUUGAAGGAAUCAAGGUAAAAUACGUAGCUGCUGGGUUGUUAAAUUCUGCUUGUACCGAUGAAAAUGGCUCUGUUUUAGUAUUUGGUGAAAGAGGAAUUGAAAAAUUGCAUUUAAAGGAGAUGAGUGAUACAACAAAACCAUCCUUGAUCAGUGAACUUCCAUACUCAAAAGAAGUUGCUUGUGGUGGCUACCACACCUGUGUCCUGACAAAUUCUGGUGAGCUUUAUACUUGGGGUUCAAACGAAAAUGGGUGCCUUGGAAUUGGUUCCUCAGAUGUCAUUCAUCUACCUGAAAAGGUUCAAGGGCCAUUCUUGAAGUCCUCUGUAAGCCAGGUUUCUUGUGGUUGGAAGCAUACUGCAGCCAUUUCUGGUAAAUUCUUCCCUUCAACAGAAAAGAAUUGCGAUUAA